CUCAAUUGCACUCAGAUCUGUCUUUAAGAAGAGGGCAGAGACCGACGAUCAGUAAACUCAGAACAGCACAACACCGAAGUCCAACAACACCGUUCAGCAGAAGAACAACACCAAUUGACAGCACCAAUCUCCUUUCUCGCACAUCAUUCAGACCUCAGUUCCCGCAAGAUUUCACAACUCCACAAUUGUGCCCCAUACUUGCCCCUCAAUUACACUCUGCACAUCUACCCUCGCCGACAUGUCCUCUACCUACAACCGAGCAAUCCUCGUCACCGGCGCCACCGGCAAACAAGGCGGUGCACUCAUAAAGGUCCUGUUAGCCGAAAAUUCCGGCUUCCAGAUCCUGGCGGUGACCCGCAAUAGCAACUCCCCGUCCGCCCAGCGCCUGGCGGCCAAAUCAUCCGACAUCACCCUUGUUCAGGGCGACUUCGACGACACCGAGGCCAUGUUCAAGGCUGCUGAGCAGUCCACAUCCCAUCCCAUCUGGGGUGCAUUUAGCGUUCAGGUGCCAGCAUUCAACAAGAACGGAGCGGCCAUCGAGCAACGGCAGGGGCAAGCCUUUGUAGACUCGGCCAUCAAGCACGGUGUCAAGUACUUCGUCUACACGUCGGUGGACCGCCAUGGCGACUCGUCCAUCAAGAACCCGACCAACGUUCCCCACUUCGCCAGCAAGCAUCACAUCGAGCAGCACCUCAUCAGCAAGGCCAAGGGCACCGACAUGGCUUGGACCAUCCUGCGUCCCGUGGCCUUCAUGGAGAACUUCGCCCCCGGCUUGGUCGGCAAGGUCUUCCCAUCGGCGUGGAAGGUGAUGGUCAAGUCGCGGCCACUCCAGCUCGUCGCCACCGACGACAUCGGCGUCUUCGCAGCCAAGUCGUUUCUCCAGCCCGACCGGUUCAAGGGACAGUCCAUCUCGCUGGCCGGCGACGAGCUCACGUUCGACGAGAUGGUGAAGGUGUUUAAGCAGACGACCGGCGCAGAGCCGCCGCGGACGUGGAACUGGGUCGCAAAGUUGAUGCUUUCGAUUUCGGAGGAGAUGGGGACCAUGUACACCUUUUUUGAAAACGAGGGUUAUGCGGCCAAUAUUCCAGAGCUGAGGAAAGUGCAUCCUGAGCUGAAGGGUUUAGGAAGGUGGUUGAAGGAGACUCGCAGAAUGGCGUAGCCGGC
This is a messenger RNA of Parathielavia appendiculata, 1164 nucleotides long. Its product is annotated as nucleoside-diphosphate-sugar epimerase family protein. Lineage: Eukaryota; Fungi; Ascomycota; Sordariomycetes; Sordariales; Chaetomiaceae. Gene Ontology annotation, cellular component: nucleus. The coding region runs from base 239 to 1159 and encodes 306 amino acids. The record is from RefSeq and is a predicted model, not a curated record. The transcript is spliced from 2 exons.